Molecule: messenger RNA, 795 nt
Organism: Linnemannia hyalina
Lineage: Eukaryota; Fungi; Mortierellomycota; Mortierellomycetes; Mortierellales; Mortierellaceae
Source: the annotation of a GenBank genome assembly
AUGAUGACCUCGCGCAUCGCAUCCGCCGCCCUCCGCGCCGCCUCGACCAGAGCGAUCCCUGCCAGGAUCCCUGCUCUCUCGAUGGCCCGUUCUUCCUUCCACUCCUCCGCCAUGGCCCGCAGCGCCACUGGACCCAGGAUCCACGAGUUGGCCAAGUCCGACGUCAAAACUACUGUCACAGCCAUGCACGAGUACGGCAAAUACCUGACCUCGGUCCUCCCUAAAUUCAUUCAACAGUUCUCUGUCUACAAGGAUGAGCUUACCAUCUACGUCGCACCCAACGCAAUCUUGCCCGUCAUGGAGUUCUUGCGCGACCACACUAACGCCCAGUUCAAGCAGGUCAUGGAUGUCUGUGGAGUUGACUACCCCUCGCGCCCCAACCGCUUCGAGGUCGUCUACAACUGCCUCUCGAUUCGCUUCAACGGCCGCAUUCGUGUCAAGACCUACGCCAACGAGGUCUCGCCCGUCCCCUCUUUGACCGGUCUCUUCAACUCUGUCAACUGGUUCGAGCGUGAGGCUUGGGACAUGUACGGAAUCUUCUUCACUGGACACCCUGAUCUCCGUCGCAUCUUGACCGAUUAUGGAUUCGAGGGUCACCCUCUCAGGAAAGACUUCCCCUUGACCGGUUACGUCGAGGUCAGAUAUGAUGAUGAGAAGAAGCGCGUCGUUGUCGAACCCGUCGAGUUGGCACAGGCUUUCCGUAACUUUGAGGGCGCUGCCUCUCCCUGGGAGCAGGUUGGACCUGGUCGUGAUGACAAGCCCGCCCUUCCCGAACCCGAAACCCCCAAGGCCUAA